GGAGGGUGCAGGGAGGGGGCAGUGUGCGGCAUUAUAGCACAUCUGCUGUCUGUGUUGGAAUAUGGUGCAUCAUAUAUGACAGGAUUGCUGCACACAUCCAAUUUCUCACCUAUAGAAGAAGCCUGGCGCCCUCCUCCUGCUGCCCAGUCAUGCCGGACACGUGGUGGAUGUAAGCCCUGAGCCUGGCACAGUGGAUUAUGAUUUAUUCUGGCCGGACACUUAUCAUUCAGGAAUUGAUGUGCUUGCAGUUGGCGGGUCAUUAUGCUGCUGCACCUGUGUAGUGUUAAGAAUUUGUACCAAAACAGGUUCCUCGGCCUGGCUGCUAUGGCUUCUCCAUCGAGGAACUCUCAAAACAGGCGGCGGUGUAAAGAACCACUAAGGUACAGUUACAAUCCGGACCAGUUUCAUAAUAUGGAUAUCAGGAACAGUCCACAUGAAGGAGUAACUCUACCCCGGUCUACAAGUGACACUGAUUUGGUCACUUCAGACAGCCGGUCAACUCUAAUGGUCAGCAGCUCCUACUACGCAAUAGGACACUCCCAGGAUCUUGUUAUAUAUUGGGAUAUAAAGGAAGAGGUGGAUGCUGGAGAUUGGAUUGGCAUGUAUUUAAUUGAUGAAGUGUUAUCAGAAAACUUUUUGGAUUAUAAAAACCGUGGAGUAAAUGGGUCUCACAGAGGACAGAUCAUCUGGAAGAUCGAUGCCAGCUCAUACUUUGUGGAACCGGAAACUAAGAUCUGUUUUAAGUACUACCAUGGUGUGAGUGGUGCCUUACGUGCUACAACUCCCAGCAUCACUGUGAAAAAUCCUUCUGCCCCAAUCUUUAAAAACAUUAACAGCGAAGAAGCAUCACAUGGACAAGGCAGCCGCAGGCUCAUCAGUUUUACUUUAUCAGACUUCCAAGCUCUAGGUUUAAAAAAGGGGAUGUUCUUCAACCCAGACCCAUAUCUGAAAAUAUCCAUCCAGCCUGGAAAACACAGCAUCUUUCCUGCACUCCCUCACCAUGGCCAAGAGAAAAGAUCAAAGAUAAUAUGCAACACAGUCAAUCCGGUAUGGAAGAGAGAGCUAUACAGCUUUGUCUCCCUUCCAACCGAUGUGCUAGAAAUUGAAGUAAAGGAUAAGUUUGCAAAGAGUCGGCCAAUCAUCAAACGAUUUUUAGGAAAGCUGUCUAUGCCAGUGCAGAGGCUGUUGGAGAGACAUGCCAUUGGGGAUCGUGUUGUCAGCUAUACCUUGGGCCGCCGGCUGCCUACAGAUCAUGUCAGUGGACAACUACAGUUCCGAUUUGAAAUAACAUCAUCUAUUCAUCCCGAUGAUGAGGAGGUCUCUGUCUCUACAGACCCUGAUCCAGUGCUCCAUGAAAGUCCAUUACGUCACCCAGUUGAAGUCCUCUCUAAUGAACCUCAGAGGAGAACCUCAGUAGCCACUGAUAACCCAACCUCAGAGUUACCAAAUGGAUGUGUUUCUAGAGCUGCACGUGAUAGACACCCAGCAAUAGACACUAGAUCAAUAAGUCAAAACAGUUUACAUAAGACAACAAUAGUAACGACAGGUCAUGGGUCUCUUUUGGCCAAUGCGCAGGAAGACUGUGCAUUGGAAAGUAGCCCAGCUAAUGACCACUUACAAGUUACAGCUCCAGAUUCCGAGCAGGAAAUUGCCGUUCCUUCUGAAGCUGAAACCAAAGUAGAGACUAAUGUAGAACCUAGUGCCACCUCUGAAGGAGUUGGCCCAGAUGUAAUAACUGCUAUGGAGGAAAGUUUACUAGUUGAAGCAGACAAGGAGCAAGACAAAAAUGGUGAAGAGCCAGAAGAAUUAAGUCAGCAAGAGAAUAAUGAACCCAAACUUAGAAACGCUGUGAAGAGAAAAACUAGGCCUUGCUCCUUACCAGUGUCUGAAUUAGAAACAGUUAUAGCAUCUGCAUGUGGAGAACCCGAAACACCCCGCACACAUUAUAUUAGGAUUCACAACUUACUUCACAGUUUGCCAUCAGCUCAGUUGGAUGGAGAUGGGGAAGAAGACGAAGAGCAGAACAGCAUAGAUAUUGAUGAGGAGUCAACAGUGAAGGAGAUGUCUGAGAAGGACAUUGUGAGUGAAACUGAAACCAUGACAGCUGAUCCUUCUCUUGAAAAUGUAGCAGAUGCAGCAGAUGACCAAGAAAUCAGUAGAAGUACGUUGCCCCAUGAUAUUUCCAGUGAUCACCCACCUGUCUGUAACCACCUCUGUGUGGAUGGAGAGCAGCCUAGAACUGAAAGUGAGAGUGACUCUAGUCCCAGGGUUCAUGGGGAUCAUGACUGUGACACAUGUGACACCUCAUGCUAUAGCACUUCCUGUUAUAGCACCUCAUGCUACAGUACCUCUUGUUAUAGCCCUUCUUGUUAUGAUAGCCACAAUCGAUUUUCCAGCCACACUCGUUUCUCUUCUGUGGACAGUGCCAGAAUGUCAGAAAGUACUGUCUUCUCCUCUCAAGAUGACGAGGAGGAGGAAAACAGCGCCUUUGAAUCCAUGCCUGAUUCUAAUCAAAGCCCAGAGCCAGACAGGGACCAUGGUGAUGGGUCAAUCCAAUGGUCUGAUGAUCUCUCUAGUCAAAGUAUUAAUUCAGAAAGGACUCCUGGUGUCCCAGAAUCUCCAGUUGCAGGGCCAAGCAGUAGGAGAGAAGGUGACUGUCCUUUGCCACACAGUACCCCACCUGUUAGUCAGCUGCCUUCUCUGAGAUCAGACCAUCAUCAUUACCCUACUAUUGAUGAGCCACUUCCUCCAAAUUGGGAGGCCCGAAUUGAUAGCCAUGGCAGAGUGUUUUACGUAGAUCAUGUGAACCGCACUACGACAUGGCAGAGACCUACAACAGCUGCAACUCCAGAUGGAAUAAGUAGGUCUGGGUCCAUCCAGCAGAUGGAGCAAUUAAACCGCAGGUAUCAAAAUAUCCAAAGGACCAUUGCAACAGAAAGGCCAGUAGAAGAAGAAGCUGUAGGUCGAAGUGACAGACUUCCUGGAGUGGGUGAUUCAGAAACUGACCUGUCACAACCAAAUUCAGAACUAAGAAGAGACUCAACACUAUCACCAAUAAACUCUCAGAAAAUAACCCUGUUAUUACAGUCUCCAGCUGUCAAGUUUAUAACCAAUCCGGAGUUUUUUACUGUGUUGCAUGCAAACUAUAGUGCCUACAGAGUCUUCACUAACAGCACGUGCUUGAAGCACAUGAUUCUGAAAAUCCGCAGGGACGCCAGGAAUUUUGAACGGUAUCAGCACAACAGAGACUUGGUGAACUUUAUUAACAUGUUUGCUGACACCAGGUUGGAGUUGCCCCGUGGAUGGGAAAUUAAAACUGAUCAACAAGGAAAGUCUUUCUUUGUAGAUCAUAACAGCCGAGCAACAACAUUUAUUGAUCCACGAAUCCCUCUUCAAAAUGGCCGACUUCCAAAUCAUUUGACGCAUCGGCAGCAUCUUCAAAGGCUUAGGAGUUACAGCGCUGGAGAGGCAUCAGAGGUUUCUAGAAACAGAGGGGCAUCACUGUUAGCAAGGCCUGGCAAUAGUUUGGUUUCUGCAAUCAGAAGUCAACAUCAACAGGAAACAGUACCCUUAGCAUAUAAUGACAAGAUUGUUGCAUUCCUGAGACAGCCAAAUAUUUUUGAGAUGCUUCAAGAACGUCAACCAAGUUUAGCAAGAAAUCAUGCACUCAGGGAGAAGAUUCAUUACAUUCGAACAGAGGGCACGCAUGGUCUUGAGAAACUAUCCUGUGAUGCUGACUUAGUUAUCCUUUUAAGCCUUUUUGAAGAAGACAUCAUGUCAUACAUCCCACUUCAAGCAGCCUUCCAUCCUGGAUAUAGCUUUUCUCCACGCUGUUCCCCAGGUUCUUCCCCACAGAAUUCCCCAGGUUUACAACGUGCUAGUGCAAGGGCUCCUUCCCCGUACAGAAGAGAUUUUGAAGCCAAGUUAAGAAACUUUUACAGAAAACUGGAAGCAAAAGGAUAUGGGCAAGGUCCAGGGAAGAUUAAGCUUAUUAUACGUCGGGAUCAUCUUUUAGAAGGCACAUUUAACCAAGUUAUGGCAUACUCACGCAAAGAGCUUCAAAGAAACAAACUAUACAUCACAUUUGUAGGGGAAGAAGGAUUAGACUACAGUGGACCAUCAAGAGAGUUUUUCUUCCUUCUUUCUCAAGAGCUCUUCAAUCCAUAUUACGGCCUAUUUGAGUAUUCAGCAAAUGACACAUAUACAGUGCAGAUUAGCCCAAUGUCUGCAUUUGUUGAAAACCAUCUUGAAUGGUUCCGAUUCAGUGGUCGAAUCCUUGGCCUUGCCCUCAUCCACCAGUAUCUUCUGGAUGCCUUUUUUACACGGCCAUUCUAUAAGGCUCUUUUAAGACUCCCCUGUGAUCUCAGUGAUCUGGAAUACUUAGAUGAAGAAUUCCACCAAAGUUUACAGUGGAUGAAGGACAACGACAUCACAGACAUUUUGGAUCUAACAUUCACAGUAAAUGAGGAAGUGUUUGGUCAGGUCACUGAGAGAGAGCUGAAGUCAGGAGGAGCAAACUUGCAAGUCACAGAGAAAAAUAAGAAAGAAUAUAUUGAGAAAAUGGUGAAGUGGCGAGUGGAACGGGGAGUGGUUCAACAGACGGAAGCCCUUGUACGAGGCUUUUAUGAGGUUGUAGACUCCAGACUUGUCUCUGUGUUUGAUGCUAGAGAGCUAGAGCUAGUCAUCGCGGGCACAGCGGAAAUUGAUCUAAUUGAUUGGCGCAAUAACACAGAAUACCGAGGAGGGUAUCACGAUGGCCACAUUGUCAUUCGGUGGUUUUGGGCAGCUGUGGAAAGAUUUAACAAUGAGCAGAGGUUACGGCUUUUACAGUUUGUGACCGGGACAUCUAGUGUACCAUAUGAAGGGUUUGCAGCCCUCCGUGGAAGUAAUGGACUCAGGCGCUUUUGUAUAGAAAAAUGGGGAAAGAUAACAUCACUUCCAAGAGCGCACACAUGCUUCAACCGCCUGGACCUUCCACCAUACCCUUCUUACUCCAUGUUACAUGAAAAGUUGUUGAUAGCCGUUGAGGAGACAAGCACCUUUGGACUUGAAUGAGCAGAUGCAACAACUUCUUCUUCAACUCCUAUUUUCCUGACUUCACCUUCCUAUUCCACAGGCACAGGUUGUCGUUGUGGUCUUGUUUUCACAUUUCAUUUUUAUUUAAUUAUUUAUUUAUUUAUUUAAUUUCCUUUGGCGUUCUUGUUACAAAACGAGCUACUUAUAAACGUGCAUGGGGAACUGGUUCCCUCCAAGAUCUUAUCUUUGUGCUUUCCUUCUCAGAUUUCAGCAAUCUACAAAGCUGUAUGCAAUAUAAAAAAGAAACAAAAAAUACAAAAACAACUGGACUCAAGGCUCUGUAUAUCUGUGCAUACCUUCAAAAUAAAGUUAAAACACAGCU
This is a messenger RNA of Hyla sarda, 5398 nucleotides long. It is a transcript of the gene HECW1, whose product is annotated as HECT, C2 and WW domain containing E3 ubiquitin protein ligase 1. The coding region runs from base 262 to 5055 and encodes 1597 amino acids. Gene Ontology annotation, biological process: regulation of dendrite morphogenesis. NCBI's taxonomy places the organism in Eukaryota, Metazoa, Chordata, Amphibia, Anura, Hylidae. The transcript is spliced from 29 exons. Gene Ontology annotation, molecular function: protein binding; ubiquitin-protein transferase activity. The record is from RefSeq and is a predicted model, not a curated record.